AUGGCUCUAAGUUUGUUAAUUCUUUUCGUGCUUUUGAAUUCGACGAUAUUAUCUGCUUCUCGGUUGUUAAAGCGAGGAGAGGAUUGUGGGGCAUACCGUUUCCAUCACUCUGAUGACCCAAAUCUAGAAUUGUUUUAUGUGGAUGGGAAAUUGGUGGAUAGAUAUUUCUUCUGUAAUUCGAUGAUAAACUAUCACGAGAACCACUGCCUCAUUACCGAAUAUGCCAGGAAAAAGUACUGUCGAUCAAUAGAAGAUAAACCGCCUUUUCUAUUUGGAAGAAAAUCUGUGGAAACUGUGGUACAAAAAGGAUCAAGAAGGAUUGAUAAUGAUACAGUGUUAAUGGCUGGGAAAGACAAUUAUGGUAAUUCUUUGUUGAAGCCUAAUGUGUUGGCUAUGGGUGUGCCGGCUUUCCUCAUAUUCUGUUGUGCAUUACUUUGCCCAUGCUUCCAAGCAAGGAAAAGAGAUUCCGAGCAGAGCGUUCUCACCAAGGAGCCAACUUCAAUGGAUUCAGUUUCAUCUUUAGAAAUGAACCCCACAUACGAGAGUUUUCCUGGGAGUCCACAGAGAGUGCCUCCAAGUCCAUCGAGGGUGCCUCCAAGUCCUUCAAGAUUCUCCAUGUCACCAAAACUCAAUAAGCUUGGUUCUGUUCAUCUAAAUAUGAGCCAAGUUGUGCGGGCCACACAUAAUUUCUCUCCGUCACGGAGGAUAGGUGGUGGGGGGUUUGGGGCUGUGUACAAGGCUGAGCUGCCUGAUGGCCAGGUUGUUGUUAUCAAAAGAGCACGAAAGGAACAUUUUGAAGCCUUGAAGAUAGAAUUUAGAAGAGAAGUUGAACUUCUGGCUAAAAUUGAUCAUCGUAACUUAGUCAAGCUUCUUGGUUAUGUCGAAAAAGGAAGUGAACGCGUGAUUAUCACGGAAUAUGUUCCCAAUGGUACACUUAGAGAACAUCUAGAUGGUAUUAAGGGUAAGACGUUGGAUUUCAAUCAAAGACUUGAGAUUUCCAUUGAUGUUGCUCAUGGCCUGACGCAUCUCCAUCUAUAUGCUGAGAAGCAAAUUAUCCACAGAGAUAUCAAGUCCUCCAAUAUUCUGUUGACUGAGAGCUUCAGAGCCAAAGUUGCAGAUUUUGGUUUUGCCAGGGCUGGGGACGACCCCGACUCCGAGAAAACGCAUGUAUCGACCAAAGUAAAGGGCACUGUCGGCUAUCUUGAUCCCGAGUAUAUGAGGACAUUUCAACUCACGGCCAAAAGCGAUGUUUACUCGUUCGGGAUUUUAUUACUAGAAAUUUUAACAGGCCGCCGGCCCGUGGAUAUGAAGAGGCCGGAUGACGAGAGAGUGAUGAUUAAGUGGGCUUUUCGGAAAUAUAAAGAAGGAAGAGUUACUGAGAUGAUAGACCCUCUGAUGGGCGAACGUAUAGAUAAGGAAAUUCUUGUGAAAAUGUUUCGUUUGGCGAUCAGAUGUGCUGCCCCUACACGUGUCGAUCGUCCAGACAUGAAAACAGUGACUGAACAGUUAUGGGCAAUUAGAAAGGAUUAUCUGAAAACUGAAGGGAGGGCCUCAUGA
Messenger RNA from Striga hermonthica, 1557 nucleotides. NCBI's taxonomy places the organism in Eukaryota, Viridiplantae, Streptophyta, Magnoliopsida, Lamiales, Orobanchaceae. The record is from the annotation of a GenBank genome assembly.